CCAAUUUGGGGCAGGAGCAAAAUCCUCCCAAGGGUUAUCGUUCGAGAACUUCCUGCUGGUUCAGAUUUCAGGUAGAACUUGUACUUAACCCUCACCCUGGCACCAGAGCUUACAGAGAACAGGUGAGUUCAGGAGACCACAGCACAGGGCACUUUCCUAUGAAAGAACCGGAUAAACAACCUCCAGGCUUGCGGUGAGAGCCGACAGCCAUAAUGGACCCCAGACCUCAAAAGAGUCCAGGAAAACAAUUAACAUUUUAUUAUGAAAAUGAAGUCUACAAACAAGACUACUUUAUCAAAUCACCACCUCCUCAGCUUUUCUUCUCCGUGCCCUCUUGGAAGAAACGGCUUUUCAUCCUGUCAAAGAGUGGGGAAAAGGGCUUUAGUCUUUCCUAUUACAAAGACCAUCAUCGUCGUGGUGCCAUUGAACUUGAUCGAAAUUCCAGUGUCGAAGUUGGCAUAAGCAGCCAGGAAAAGAUGCAAUCUGUGCAGAAAAUGUUUAAGUGCCACCCUGAUGAAGUAAUGUCCAUCAGAACCACAAAUAGGGAAUACUUCCUCAUCGGCAGUAGCAGGGAGAAGAUUAAAGACUGGGUCUCCUUCAUGUCAUCAUUUUGCCGGGAUAUAAAAGCCACACAUCAGAGAGCAGAGACAAGAGAUCAACCAUGCCUGAUGACACCACUCCUUUCUCCUAAGCAGAGGAAACUCCCAAUGGGUGAGAAAAGGCCCACUUCAGACCCCAGCCCUCUCCUUGGUCUUCCCAGCACACUGCAUGCUGUCGGCUCCACCUCGUCCAGGAAAAGCCUUCCAGGCAUGCAUUUAACGGAAAACAGUUCUCCAGGAUACAGGCAAAGUUAUCCAUCACAUGAUUUCUCCUCGAAGACCACAGAAGAUGCAGAAGAAGAAAAUUAUUACCUCAGUCCUCGAAGUAUUCGUUUAGAGUUGGACAAUAUUGAUUCUGCUGGUUCGGAUGACUCUAUCAAACCUGGUUGUCCAAAACAGGUCUCCAUGAGAUCUGAGCAUCAUUACAUGUCAAUGAAAUCCUGGUUUAACUUUUUAUACUCCAGUUUUUUCGAGGAAACACCCCAGGAGUCUGCUGAAAACCAAAAGGAGUUCCAGAUUCUUCCAGAGACCCAGGACAGGGGACUUCACCUGCAGGAACAAGGCUUGGGAAGUGAUUCGUGUCUUACACCUGCCAAUACAGAAGCACAGACCACAAAUGACAAAAAGGGGUUGGCCUCACUCACUGUUGUGCAGUUGUCUAUCUUAAUCAAUAACAUCCCUGAUGAAAGCCAAGUGGAGAAACUGAACGUGUUCCUUUCUCCUCCUGAUAUCAUAAACUAUCUUGCUCUCAUAGAAGCUGCAGGACGAAUAUGCGUGGCUCGGUGGGAAGGCCCCCCGCACCUGGGGUGCUUAUUCUGCCACGGAGAUCAUGUUUUGGCAGUGAAUGACCUGAAGCCCCAGAGCCUGGAGGAGGUCUCCUUGUUUCUCACCCGUUCCAUCCAGAAGGAGAAAGUAAAACUCACCAUCGGCCGGAUCCCAAAUUCCGAGAAAUUUCAUGGUCUAGCCUGUACCUGCUCCCUCAAAUACCAAGGAGUUGCAGCUCUUCAACAGAAGUCUGAUCUGGAAAGGAUCCUAAAGAGGAGUCCAGCCCUGAAAAAGGGCCAGCAAAAAGGAGCUGAAGAUUAGCCUGCCAAGGACCCACUGUGGCAGAACCAGGCUGGAGUCUAGCUUGUGUGCCUGCCUCGGCCACGCGCUGCCCUGGGAUGUGAGACAAGCCAGCACAUCUCCCUGAAUCCCAUGUCUGCAUCUCCACAGUGCGUAUGGCCAUCCCCUUUCUGGCCGUUGCAACAGGGAUGUUGAGAGGGUCAAGUGGGAUAAUGACUCGGGAACACCAUGGAAAUGGAAAGCCUUAUUAUCUAAGACAUUGUCCCAAACACGACUGACAGAUUGGGUACAGCCCCUCAUCUGAUUAAUCCAUGCUACGUGCUCUGUCAGAUCGUGGUCCACACAACCCUUUCUUUGUCAGGGCCCGUACAGUUGGAAGUACUCAUUCCGGGAAAGCAAGAUUCCCCAGAGGGAUGUGAUACCCUGUCAGCCUUCUCAAACCCCUCCUGUGACUUAUCAUCCCCAGGGGCCAGGAUGCUGACACCAAGUGGCCUCUUGGAAUCAGGAAAGAUCUGGUUUUCUUAAAGACCCAGUCGCUGUUUGAGAAGUUUAAGCAUUUUGGGUCAUAACCUGCUAAGACCUGCUUGCUUUCCAAGUAACAGGAAAAUUACUUAGCAUCUCUAGGUUGGGGAGUUCUUAACUCACUGAUGCAUUAACAAAUGGAUCCUGGCAGGCCAAGGGAACCAGAUCAUUUUCCAUAAGGAGGAGAGCGAAAGCAAAGAGCGAAAGCAGGGGGCGGUUGAGCCUGGAGAGCGUGAAUUACCGUGUUGUCAUUUCACCCGGAAGAAAUCAAGGCCCCCAACGUUGAGUGAUGUGCCCUCCUGGUAGUUCCAAGUUUCAGAGUUUUGGAGGGGCAAAACCGAGAAUCUAAAGCCAGCUGUAGGAAACAAACGUCCUGAACUUCAUCAGGUGUUUCAAUUUGGAUUUGCAGAGUCCUUCAGCACUUAGAAGGGACACUCAAAUGUAGUUCAUUGUCAUCUAAAUUGUACAACAUUCUCACGGACAUGCUCUAUUGAACCUACUGUACUCUAAAUGCUUCUAAAAAUGAAUGUAAUAGAAAUGCUCAUCCAAUGAUGCAAAGAUACCUGAAAAAAGGUUACUGUACAGCACUGUGGCAUUAUUUGUAACAUUAUUUCUAUAAAUGUCUUUUGCUUAAUUAUGAUUUCAUAUAAUUGAACACCACAGAUGUUAAAAAAUUUGACAUGUACAGUUGUGGAAAAAAUCAUCAUGAUAUAUUAAGACUAAAAAAGGAAUUUGCAGUACGAUAGUUAUAGCUUUAUCCUAUUUUUAUAAAAAUCCAUUAUACUUAGUGAAAUAAGCCAGUCCCAAAAAGACAUAUGUUUUCCCUGAUCUGAGGUAACUAAUAGAGUACCUAAAAUGUAAUGCACUGGAGUGGAAUGGACAUUGUAAGAUCUGAUGAUUGUUUACAGCCCUUGUCUCUUCCAUUGAGGAACUGUUUUUUUUUUUCUUCAUACUGUUUGUUGAUCUCUUUUACUUAGUAUAGUGUUAACUUUAAGACCUUAAGUAAACUGAAAAUAGAUCUUUGUAAAAAUGAUGAGUGGGAAUGGGAGAGGGAGGAGGAAGAAGGGU
Oryctolagus cuniculus (rabbit) is the source of this 3254-nucleotide messenger RNA. NCBI's taxonomy places the organism in Eukaryota, Metazoa, Chordata, Mammalia, Lagomorpha, Leporidae. The record is from RefSeq and is a predicted model, not a curated record.